Malaclemys terrapin pileata is the source of this 3510-nucleotide messenger RNA. Its product is annotated as zinc finger protein 585A-like. The annotation marks the transcript as partial. Gene Ontology annotation, biological process: regulation of transcription by RNA polymerase II. The transcript has 5 exons. The record is from RefSeq and is a predicted model, not a curated record. Gene Ontology annotation, molecular function: RNA polymerase II cis-regulatory region sequence-specific DNA binding; DNA-binding transcription factor activity, RNA polymerase II-specific. Lineage: Eukaryota; Metazoa; Chordata; Testudines; Emydidae.
CGGCAGCACGAAGUGACUCGCAGCCGCUGCGGGGACUCUGGCUCCAGGCUCCUGGCGAGAUCCCCGAGCCCCGGCGGCUGGUGCUGGGAGCCCGGAGCCCUGGCUGCAGCCGGGAGAGGGGAAUCUCCAGCAGGGCCCUUCCCGCUGCUCCCCAGGAGCCUCUCCCAGGGCAGAGCCCCCAGCCCGGCCAGGCCCCUUCCCGGCCCGGCCCCUGCCCCAGGGGGGCCCCGCUCGGAGGGAAGGCUGAGGAAUCACGCCCACGUUUCGCUCCAGUUUGUCCCAUCUUCCAGGGGACAGGGAAGGGAUAUGUCUGUGAUGGAGCCAGCUCAGAUGCUGGUGACCUUCGAGGAGGUGGCUGUGUAUUUCACCCAGGGGCAGGGGGCUCUGCUGGACCCCACUCAGAGAGCCCUCUACAGGGAUGUCAUGUGGGAGAACUACGAGAUGGUGACCUCGCUGGGAUUCCCCCUUCCCAAACCAGACCUGAUCACCCGGCUGGAACAAGGGGAAGAGCCGUGGGUGCCCGAUCUCCAGGCCUGUGAGGAAAGAGAGAUCCCGAGAGGCGCCCACACAGGUGAUGAGAGAGUGAGUGAGAACGAGGAGGGGAAUCAACAGCAGGAAGUUCCUGGGCACGGGGAAUCACAGGGGACCUCUGUGGGAAGAUCUCAUAAGUGCUUAGACUGUGGAAAAAGUUUCAUGUGGUGGUCACACCUCAUUUUACAUCAGCGAAUCCACACAGGAGAGAGACCCCACAAGUGCUUAAUCUGUGGAAAAAGUUUCAUACGGAAGUCAGACCUUGUUAAACAUCUGGCAAUCCACACUGGAGAGAGACCACAUAAGUGCUUAGACUGUGGAAAAAGUUUCAUACAGAAGUCACAUCUUGUUGUACAUCAGGCAAUCCACACUGGAGAGAGACCCCAUAAGUGCUUAAUCUGUGGGAAAAGUUUCAUACGGAGGUCAGCCCUUCUUAUACAUCAAGCAGUCCACACUGGAGAGAGACCCCAUAAGUGCUUAGACUGUGGAAAAAGUUUCAAACGGAGGUCAGCCCUUCUUAAACAUCAUGCAAUACACACAGGAGAGAAAUCCCAUAAAUGUUUGGACUGUGGGAAAAGUUUCGCACAAAGAUCAACUCUUAUGGCACAUAAGGCAAUCCACACUGGAGAGAGACCCCAUAAGUGCUUAAUUUGUGGGAAAAGUUUCAUACGGAGGUCAAACCUUGUUAAACAUCAAGGCGUCCACACUAGGGACAGACCCCAUAAGUGCUUAGACUGUGGAAAAAGUUUCAUACGGAGUUCAGCCCUACUUGAUCAUCGGGCAAUUCACACAGGAGAGAAAUCCCAUAAAUGUUUGGACUGUGGGAAAAGUUUUGCACAAAGAUCAAAUCUUAUGGCACAUAAAGCAAUCCACACUGGAGAGAGACCUCAUAAGUGCUUAGACUGUGGGAAAAGUUUCAUACAGAGGUCAGACCUUGUUAGACAUCAAGCAGUCCACACAGGAGAGAAAUCCCAUAAAUGUUUGGACUGUGGGAAAAGUUUCACACAAAGAUCAAAUCUUAUGGCACAUAAGGCAAUCCACACUGGAGAGAGACCCCAUAAAUGCUUAAUCUGUGGGAAAAGUUUCAUACGGAGGUCAAAUCUUAUGGCACAUCAGGCAAUCCACACUGGAGAGAGAUCCCAUAAGUGCUUAGACUGUGGGAAAAGUUUCAUACAGAGGUCAACCCUUGUUAAACAUCAGAUAAUCCACACAGGAGAGAAAUCCCAUAAAUGUUUGGACUGUGGGAAAAGUUUCACACAAAGAUCAAAUCUUCUGGCACAUCAAGCAGUCCACACUGGAGAGAGACCCCAUAAGUGCUUAGACUGUGGAAAAAGUUUCAUACAGAGGUCAAUCCUACUUAAUCAUCAGGCAGUCCACACUGGAGAGAGACCUCAUAAGUGCUUAGACUGUGGGAAAAGUUUCAUACGGAGGUCAGACCUUGUUAAACAUCAAGCAGUCCACACCGGAGAGAGAUCCCAUAAAUGCUUCAACUGUGGGAAAAGUUUCAUACAUAGGUCAGUUCUUGUUAAACAUCAGUUAAUCCACACUGGAGAGAAAUCCCAUAAAUGUUUGGACUGUGGGAAAAGUUUCAUGCAAAGAUCAUAUCUUAUGGCACAUCAGACAGUCCACACUGGAGAGAGACCCCACAAGUGCUUAGAUUGUGGGAAAAGUUUCAUACGGAGGUCAGACCUUGUUAAACAUCAAGCAGUCCACACCGGAGAGAGAUCCCAUAAAUGCUUAAACUGUGGGAAAAGUUUCAUACAUAGGUCAGUUCUUGUUCGACAUCAGUUAAUCCACACUGGAGAGAAAUCCCAUAAAUGUUUGGACUGUGGGAAAAGUUUCAUGCAAAGAUCAUAUCUUAUGGCACAUCAGACAGUCCACACUGGAGAGAGACCCCACAAGUGCUUAGAUUGUGGGAAAAGUUUCAUACAGAAGUCACACCUUGUUGUACAUCAGGCAAUCCACACUGGAGAGAGACCCCAUAAGUGCUUAAUCUGUGGGAAAAGUUUCAUACGGAGGUCAGCCCUUCUUAUACAUCAAGCAGUCCACACCGGAGAGAGACCCCAUAAGUGCUUAGACUGUGGAAAAAGUUUCAAACGGAGGUCAGCCCUUCUUAAACAUCAUGCAAUACACACAGGAGAGAAAUCCCAUAAAUGUUUGGACUGUGGGAAAAGUUUCGCACAAAGAUCAACUCUUAUGGCACAUAAGGCAAUCCACACUGGAGAGAGACCCCAUAAGUGCUUAAUUUGUGGGAAAAGUUUCAUACGGAGGUCAACCCUACUUGAUCAUCAGGCAAUCCACACAAGAGAGAAAUCCCAUAAAUGUUUGGACUGUGGGAAAAGUUUCACACAAAGAUCAAAUCUUAUGGCACAUAAGGCAAUCCACACUGGCGAGAGACCACAUAGGUGCUUAAUCUGUGAAAAAAGUUUCAUAUGGAGGUCAAACCUUGUUAAACAUCAAGGCGUCCACACUAGGGACAGACCCCAUAAGUGCUUAGACUGUGGAAAAAGUUUCAUACGGAGUUCAGCCCUACUUGAUCAUCGGGCAGUUCACACAGGAGAGAGACCUCAUAAGUGCUUAGACUGUGGGAAAAGUUUCAUACAGAAGUCAGACCUUGUUAGACAUCAAGCAGUCCACACCGGAGAGAGAUCCCAUAAGUGCUUAGACUGUGGAAAAAGUUUCAUACAGAGGUCAAACCUUCUUAAACAUCAGGCAAUCCACACAGGAGAGAAAUCGCAUAAAUGUUUGGACUGUGGGAAAAGUUUUGCACAAAGAUCAACUCUUAUGGCACAUAAAGCAAUCCACACUGGAGAGAGACCCCAUAAAUGCUUAAUCUGUGGGAAAAGUUUCAUACGGAGGUCAAAUCUUAUGGCACAUCAGGCAAUCCACACUGGAGAGAGAUCCCAUAAGUGCUUAGACUGUGGGAAAAGUUUCAUACAGAGGUCAACCCUUGUUAAACAUCAGAUAAUCCACACAGGA